AUGUUGACAUGUAGAGUGGGUCUGUCUGUGUUGGUUGAUAUCUGUGAUUUCUGUAUUUUUUUAUCAGGAUAAAGGUGUGGUUGAAUCGUUUUUAAAGUUAUCGUGUAUUGUUAGUUUCUGUAAUUAUGAGUGAAAAACACAGUUUUUUCUUGAAUCCAAUUACUUGUCAUGCUUGGAAUAAAGAUAGAUCACAAAUUGCUCUUUCACCAAACAAUCAUGAAGUACACAUCUAUCAACGUAAUGGCAAUGACUGGAUACUGCUUGAUGUCCUCAACCAACAUGAUCUGCGAGUCACGGACAUCGACUGGGCACCCAACUCCAACCGAAUCGUCACAUGUUCUGCGGACCGUAAUGCAUAUGUGUGGACUCUGAGUGAAGAUGGGAAGUGGAAGCCGACUCUUGUUCUGUUGAGAAUUAUCAGAGCUGCUACAUGUGUCAAGUGGUCUCCUAAAGAGAAUAAGUUCGCUGUGGGCUCUGGUGCCAAACUGAUCUCUGUAUGCUACUUUGAGCGAGAGAAUGACUGGUGGGUGUCGAAGCACAUCAAGAAGCCCAUCAAGUCAACAGUGACUGCCCUCGACUGGCAUCCAAACAAUUAUUUGCUGGUUGUUGGCUCAACGGACUUCAAGGUGCGGGUGUACUCCGCCUACGUGAAGGACAUAGAUGAGCCUCCCCCACCCACACCGUGGGGAAGCAAGGCAGCCAUUGGUCAGCUGCUGGCCGAGUUCCAGAACUCCAACUAUGGAGGUGGAUGGAUCCACAGUGUCAGUUUCUCUGGGGACGGAACACGAGUGUGUUGGGUGAGUCAUGAUGCCUCGGUCUGUGUGGCUGAUGCCUCACGCAAUAACGCUGUCUCCAAGCUGCGCACAGAGUGUUUGCCAUUCCUCUCCUGUGUGUGGGUCGGCAGUAAUUCUAUUGUAGCCGCGGGUCAUGGGUGCUGUCCAAUGUUGUACGUGGUUGAUGACUCGGGGCAAGUUCAGUUUGGGGGAAAACUGGACACCUCGACAAAGAAGGAGGCUGCAGGUUUAAGUGCAAUGAAGAAAUUCCAGAGUUUCGACAGAAAUGCUCGGCUAGAAAAUGACACAGUUUUGGAUACAAUCCACCAGAACGCCAUCACAUGUGUAUGCGUUUACCAAGGGACGAAAGGGAACGCCACCAGAGUAUCGACCAGUGGAAACGAUGGACAACUAGUUAUAUGGGAUCUUCAGUCUGUGGAAGGUGGCAUGCAAGGAUUGAAGAUCAACUAGAUAUCUUAUAAAACAAUUUGCGAAAUAUACAAAUAAAUAAGUAUUUGAUACCUUUUACCAGUUCCCAUAUGUUGGAAUAAUUUCUUGUAGUAUUAAAACUAUUUGAGUUUGUAAUAUCUUGAGAUAAAUAUAAUGGCAAUAAGCCAAUAUGGACAAGUAACUUUAGUUUAAUUUAUAAAAUGAAAGUAUUUUAAAUGUACAAAAGUUUAGUUUGUAUGUAUAAGUUUAUUCCUCAAGCCUUUUUAAAAAUGGCUUUUUGUAUUUCUGAAAUGGCUAGAUGUGCUCAUAAAUAUUAACCCUUAAAGAUCACAAGGAACUACAAUUGCUGUGAUAAACCUUCAUGAGACAAAACACAACAUGAGUCAUAAUGACCCACAAUUCGUACUAACCCAUUGACAUGUUAAUGUUUAAUGGCGUUUCAGCACAUCAAACAUCCUACCUAAUUCAUCAUGGUUUUUCGCUGGUUUUACAAAAACAAUUGUAGUAGCUUGAGUUCUGUAUGAGAUACAGUUAUUAAACAUCAACAAAUGAACUUUAUGUUUAAAUUCAUUAUAAAAACGAAAAACAUUUAUAAACAUAUAUCGUACUGUGUAAGCCUAUGUAAAAUAUAGUAUGUAACGUUGCAAAAAGUGUUUUUAUUCUGACUACAGCUACAAUUAUCCACAAAAAGAAAUUGUAGUAGCUUGAGUUCUGUAUGAGAUACAGUUAUUAAACAUUAACAAAUGAACUUUAUGUUUAAAUUCAUUAUAAAAACGAAAAACAUUUAUAAACAUAUAUCGUACUGUGUAAGCCUAUGUAAAAUAUAGUAUGUAACGUUGCAAAAAGUGAUUUUACUCUGACUACAGCUACAAUUAUCCACAAAAAGAAA
This is a messenger RNA of Homalodisca vitripennis (glassy-winged sharpshooter), 2112 nucleotides long. Its product is annotated as actin-related protein 2/3 complex subunit 1A-B-like. Gene Ontology annotation, cellular component: actin cytoskeleton; Arp2/3 protein complex. Gene Ontology annotation, biological process: Arp2/3 complex-mediated actin nucleation. Gene Ontology annotation, molecular function: actin filament binding. The transcript has 9 exons. NCBI's taxonomy places the organism in Eukaryota, Metazoa, Arthropoda, Insecta, Hemiptera, Cicadellidae. The record is from RefSeq and is a predicted model, not a curated record. The coding region runs from base 126 to 1244 and encodes 372 amino acids.